This is a messenger RNA of Torulaspora globosa, 2124 nucleotides long. RefSeq lists its product as uncharacterized. NCBI's taxonomy places the organism in Eukaryota, Fungi, Ascomycota, Saccharomycetes, Saccharomycetales, Saccharomycetaceae. Gene Ontology annotation, molecular function: RNA binding. Bases 1 to 2124 code for a protein of 707 amino acids. The record is from RefSeq and is a predicted model, not a curated record. The transcript has a single exon.
AUGAAUGUGCAGAUAUUCAGUCAGUUUGAGACGUCGGUAUUCUGUGAUGCGCCGUUUAUUUGCCGAACUGGUCGUCUUUGGAGAAGUUUGGACAAGAGACUCAGAGGGAUAGAUGCGGAGAAGGCCAUUUAUUUUAUACCGUCCAAUGCAGAAGACAUCGUGCUGGUAAAUGAUGGAGUGCUCAAGUGGAUUUAUACGGUGACAGGCGUCGCUGAGGGCGGCUACAUAGAGCCAACAAUUUCCAUUACGUCCGGGUUGAAUGUCAACGAGGCUUCGCUUGUUGGGUUCUUCAGAAAAAGCCUGGAUGAGUUAUCAAAGGAGUUUGACGUGGAAAUAGCGGCUCAAGGGAAAAAUCAGGCGGACGGUUACGAUGUUCACCUGAUAGGUCUGGAAUCGCAUGUCCUGGCGGCAGAACCGCAUUUUCGCUCAUUGCUCGAACUGUAUCAGGCUUCUACACAUGGUGGUCCUGAGGUGUUUGUGGAUUACUUUGAGUUGGAUGGAUAUUCGUUAAUACCGCUAGUAAUUGGGGUGGAUAUGGCCAACAUGCGACAUUUAUCUAGAACCUAUAGGACGCAGGUUCGUCUUCCUCCUUUGGUUUCGCAUUUUUCGAGUUCAGAAGGGGACGUCUGCAGACCUCAUGUACUUCUAUCAAGCGAUGUUCAUUCGCUGGUUUUAUCCGCCAAGAAGGCGAUUUUGGCCACAGUGGAGAUGUCACAGUCAUCAAUUUAUUAUCACAGGCUUGAAAACGUGUCACCGGGCAAGCUUCUCUUUAUCCGGAAAUAUUACACAUCUGAACUGAAGCGCAUGAUUAUAAAGUACCAAUCCUUCAUCAGAGUUACAGAGUCGUACGUUGAGUUUCAAGCUCCCUGCUCAACGUUAUUGAACUCCGUGAUCAAAGUUUUCACGAUCAAUAUUCUGCACCAAAUAGUUGAGAUCCAGAUCACCCUUACUGAUGAUCACUCAUUCACCCAUGAUGCGAUUAGAGCUAUCGUCUCCGAUAGAGAAUGCGGUCCUAUUGUUGUAAUGAAGCUUCCUGGCACUGAGUCACAACUAGUUUUAGUCAAGAAUCACUCCUUCUUGCAGGUCGGUACAGCUUCCUGCGCGACAGCAAGACCUAAAAGCAAUGAAGUCAUGUAUCAUUUGUCAUUGAUCCUCAGAGCAUUGCCACAAAACUCAUUGAGACAGCUGAGAGCCAUUUUUGAACUCCAUACUGAUUAUGAAGAAUUUAUAUCAGGGAAGAAAAACGGUAAAGUGACCCGUAUCAUGGAAACUGUUCCCAGCCUCAUAAAGCUGGAGAAAUUUCUGGAAGAUGACAAUCUUUUCCUCAUCCUAACAGCUGACAAUUUCAAUGAUUUUUCAAGCGCAUUUUCCAUGGUCCUCAACGAGUUGCCCGCUGAGGAAUCCUUCUUUAUACCGGAACUUUAUCACAGGCCUGUGAUAGGCGCUGGGGGAUCUGUUAUACAGGCAACUAUGAAGAAGUACAACGUAUUCGUCAGAUUCUCGAAUAGUUUUUUCCUCCCGCAGAAUGAUUUAUCACACAUACGGUAUGACAACGUUAUUAUUCGAUGUCCCUAUAAAAACGUUUCCACAAUACUAGAAGCAAAAAGAGAACUGAACUCUCUUGCCAGAGGAUAUGGCAAUGCGCAAGCGAGAGUUUUGCUUCGAUUUUCGCCUGGGCAGUACAGGCAUAUGCUAUCGUUUAAACGCGGGGCCCAGAUGAUUGGAGAAAUCGAAAAAAAUUACAGCGUAUAUAUAAUGUUCCCUUUCGAAGAACCAGCCAAUGAUUAUCUUCUCGAAAUUCGCGGCAAUGACGAGAAUCCAGCGGAAGCGGCUAAGGAGCUAAUCAAAACUUGUUUUGGCAUUGAAAGAGAACUGAAAUUGAAUAAACCCAUUAAGCCAACGAAUGACGUGUACAAUAGCAUUGUCGUUCCUUUCAAACAUGCUAUGCAGAUAGAGGUAACAUUCUCGAAAAGCAUUGUAAGGUUAACCUACGAGCAGGGCAGCUCGUUACUUCCCAAGGCGGUACAGAUACUGACAGAUUACCUCAAAUCUCAAAAUCUGAGAAUAGUUUCAAAGGAUGUCACUGUUGAUUUCAUUGUCACAAAUGAUAAGCCACUUAUGUGA